GCGAGUGUGUGUUGACUUGAGCGCGGAGGAGAGACACGAGAGCGCUUUUCUCAUUCAGUGCCGGCGACACAUCCAUGAAUGAAUGCGGUGCGUUUACUGGGGUGAGUGCAAGCUUUAAGUUCUCCAUCACCUUCGACGCUUCAAUAAACCUAACUAGAAACAGAAGAAAAAAAAAGAGUUUCCAAAAGUCCAGUCCCUUCGGAGGAUCGGCUCACCGCGUUACGCACCGCAACAUAUUUAGCCUACAUUAGGACACUUGCAACUUUAUCUAUAAAGUGUCACGGAUCUGCUGCAUUUAAUGUCUAUUUCAUAACAGUCAACAUGCAGUCUGUCAAAUGAUAGAUAGGUUUAUGAAUGCAGCCGCUGAACGCGCUCAAACGCGCAGCGGUUCAUGUUCCAUCUUCAAAUAAAUCGCUUAAAGUCAGUCUCCUACUUCAAAGGGUGAUCGGACGCCGCGAGUCCAACCGCUGCAGAAUGGACGGACUUAACGACCAACAAGUGCCUUUCAUAAAAUCUCAUAAUCCUCGGGGAAAGACGUCCAGCACGAGACCAGCGAAGGACAGGAAAAGAAAAUUCAUUAACUCUGACCUGGCGCUGGACACCGAGGAGCUGUUUCAAGAUCUCAGCCAACUUCAGGAGACCUGGCUCGCUGAAGCUCAAGUUCCUGACAAUGAUGAGCAGUUUGUUCCAGACUUUCAGAGUGAAAACUUGGCGUUCCACGGGCUGCAGUUGAGGAUAAAGAGAGAGCCCCACAGUCCGUGUACUGAUCUGGGCUCAGCCUGCAGUCAGGAGAGGCCCUUCAGACUCCACUAUGGGGAGAAGUGCCUGUAUAACAUCAGUGCCUACGAGCAGAAGCAUCCCUCGGGAAUGAAGGCCUCCAGCCCAGUGUCUACCCCCUGCAGCACGCCCGUGUCCCCUGGCCAGCAUGUGUCUCCCACUGCCGCUCCCACCCCGAAACCAGACAGGACGUAUCCUCACCUCGCACCCCCGCAGCCCCUUCCUGACAGCGCUUACCCCAUGGACCACAGUGUUUUGUUCAGAUUUCGACGCCAGUUGUCGGAGCCGUGCCAUUCGUUCCCUUCUCCCUCGAUGUCACGGGACGGACGGCCUAUGUAUCACAGACAGAUGUCGGAACCCAGCAUCCCCUUCCCUCCUCAGGGGUUCAAGCAGGAGUACGGCGACCCCCUCUUCGAACAUCCGGCCAUGGUGGGGGCACCGCUCCCCCAGACAUACCCACACUCCAUGAUGAUCAAACAAGAGCCUCGCGACUUCACCUACGACUCAGAAGUGCCUAGCUGUCACUCUGUAUAUCUUAGACAAGAAGGAUACCUGGCCCACAAUAACAGAACAGAGGGAUGUAUGUUCGACAAAGUUGCAAGGCACUUCUAUGACGACACUUGUGUGGUACCAGAGAAAGCUGAAGGUGAUAUAAAACAGGAGGCGGGGCUGUACCGUGAAGGCCCGACCUAUCAGAGACGAGGCUCGCUGCAGCUCUGGCAGUUUUUGGUGGCCCUAUUGGACGACCCCUCAAACUCGCACUUCAUUGCGUGGACAGGACGGGGCAUGGAGUUUAAACUCAUUGAGCCUGAGGAGGUGGCACGACGUUGGGGAAUUCAAAAGAAUCGGCCCGCCAUGAACUACGACAAACUUAGCAGAUCGUUGCGCUACUACUAUGAGAAAGGCAUCAUGCAAAAGGUGGCAGGUGAAAGAUACGUGUAUAAGUUUGUCUGCGACCCCGAGGCUUUGUUCUCCAUGGCCUUCCCUGACAAUCAGCGUCCGGUGCUGAAGACCGACCUGGAGCGGCAGAUCAACGAGGAAGACACCGUACCGUUGUCACACUUCGAUGAAAACAUGGCGUACAUUCAAGAGGGCGGCUACUGCAACCCACACCCUUACAACGAGGGCUACGUCUACUGAAAACUGCUAGCGGCCGUUCAAAAACAAAACAAACUAUCAGACUUGUCCCUCAUUUCCUUGAGUCAUUCCCCAGGACAAAAGAGAGCACUUUAUGGACAGAGGAUGAUGGCAGUGUGUAAAACCUACAAACGUACUGGUGUAGUUACGUUAGAUGCUCCUUUGGUGUUUUUUGUUGCUAUUGAAGGGGAUGGGGUGUUUCAGCAUGCCGUUUUCUCACAGCGAAAGACUCUCGAGGCCAAUCGGCCUCUCUUCGGACAGAUGUUUUAAACUAUUUAGACAGGUUAGAGUCUGGAGCACGUGAGUGGAAAAAUCCCAACCUCUUUUACCAUUGAAACUCUUGGAUUGUUUGUGGAGCGCUUUGUUAUUUUCGCACAUUUUCACGACAGUUGUUUUCUCUCUCCCUUGGUGUCAAAACUGAGUAAAUAAUACAGUGUAUUACUAUGGAAAUAAAAUCCUUAAAACUGUCCAUUUCACUGAGUAAACGGCCCAUACACACCCUUUCAGGACUCUUAAAGUGAUUAAAUACUAGCACAGUUAUAACAAAUGACUGAUUCAUGUUAUACACUAAUAUUCAAGUUAUACCCGUAUAUAUAACGUCUUAGAGGAGGGAAGAUGCAGGUAAUUUUCUCAAAUGAACAACAGAUUUUUUUUCUUAAUGAACUAAAUAAAGACAAAAAAAUACGACCGCAUGAUUUUGUAAUACUACAGUACAUGGUGUUUCAAAUGCCGCUCUGAUUUUUCCUAAAUCUAUUUAAAUAAACAUAAUACAGUAUAACACACCAUAUUUCACUGAAUAUGACUUUUUGAUCAAAAGCGCCUAUAGAUAUCAAAUAGUUAUCUUCAGACAGGUCUUGUGCAAGGUGCAAGCUUCACAUGUGUCUAUGACAUCCUUACAUUUCUACUAUUAGAGUGAUAAAAUAGCUUUUUUUAUUAGGAAAAAAAGUGGAUGUUAGUCCAUUACUCGCUCCCCCAUGCCAUCGUUGAAAAUAUAAAACAUGUAUAUUCAGGUUAAUGCACCUCGAUGCUGCUUUUCGUGUAAAUUUAGUCACGUAUGAUCAGACGGCAGCUAUGCCCUGCAGUACGUUCAUUUUUUUUUCUUCAUUUUUUUUUACAUUGGAAAAAAAUCGUCAGUGUUUAUUGAAUGUAAAAAAAUAUAUACAUAAUUGCGAAGGGAAUGGCAAUAGCUACACUUCUGUAAUAAAAUAGUGUUGAAAUACAA
Molecule: messenger RNA, 3136 nt
Organism: Labeo rohita (rohu)
Lineage: Eukaryota; Metazoa; Chordata; Actinopteri; Cypriniformes; Cyprinidae
Gene: etv1
Product: ETS variant transcription factor 1
Exons: 12
Coding region: 355-1917 (520 amino acids)
Biological process (GO): cell differentiation; regulation of transcription by RNA polymerase II
Cellular component (GO): nucleus
Molecular function (GO): DNA-binding transcription factor activity, RNA polymerase II-specific; sequence-specific DNA binding
Source: RefSeq, a predicted model, not a curated record